AUGAUUCACACACCAGAUCACUCAGAGGAACCAGCCAUCACUAACCAGACUUUACCCACAGCUACACUGACUGUAGAGCCCAAAAGGAGUCCUGUGUUCACUGGAGAGUCAGUCACUCUGAAGUGUGAGAUAGAGUCUCACAGUAACUGGAGUUAUCAAUGGUAUAAAGGCAACAGUAGCACUGCAGUAAAUCAGUCUCAGACAAACACCUUCACCAUCAGAUCAGCAGCAGAUCAGGAUCCGUACUGGUGUAGAGGAGAGAGAGAUAACAGACCCUCAUCAUCACAACUCAGCAAUCCUGUUACUCUCACAGUGAAAGGUUCUGGAAGUGGUGUAAUAGUUGGACUGUCUGUGGGGCUCAUCAUCAUUGUUGUACUGGGCCUGUUUUGGUGCUACAAGAAGAAAAAAGGAAAUCAGCAGAACACCAAUCAGACACCAGACCAGAGUCAGAAUCCAGGAUCCACACUGAUGCAGACCGAUUCUGGACCUGAACCUGGUGAUAUGACUUACGUUCAAAUUGAUCUGAAAGAGAAGAAGAAGCCGAAGAAAAUUCGGGACAAGCUGCUUGAAGAUGAUUCUGCUGCUGACUCCAGUGAUGUAACUUAUGCACAAGUUAUAAUAAAGAAAAAGAAAUUCAGAGGAAAAGCGACAACAUCAGAUGAGGUGACAUAUUCCCAGAUUGCGAUGAAAAGCCUGAAACAGGACAGCAAAGGUUCUGGACCUGAACCUGGUGAUUUGACUUAUGCUCAAAUUGAUCUGAAAGAGAAGAAGAAGCCAAAGAAGCCGAAGAAAACUCAGAACAAGCUGCUUGAGGGGAAGAGCAGUGAUGGAGCUGAUACUGUCUACUCAGAACUGAAGCACUGAAUAACAAAGGUCCAUGAUGAAAGCCUGUGUGCCUUAAAUCCUCAAAAAGAAGUUCCUGAAAAGUAUCUUGUCUGCCCAGAUGUGUCCUCUGAGUUCUCUCGUAGUGAGAAUGGUAAAUGUGUGUAUUAGAGAGUGUAAUACUGGUGUUACUGCACUAUUCAAAACUAGCCAUUUACAGUGACGCCUGAUUGGAGAUUUAAAGGUGCAGACAGAAGAUGCAGGAUGUGAACUUCAAACCUUCAUUUUAACAUUUUAAAGUUCUACUUUCUUUCAGACGUUUCUGUAAAUUUUGUGUUAAAAGGAAAACAGUCUUAGUUACUCGUUUGUUGACUGUAACUCAGUUAA
Messenger RNA from Colossoma macropomum (tambaqui), 1209 nucleotides. RefSeq lists its product as uncharacterized. Bases 1 to 864 code for a protein of 287 amino acids. Gene Ontology annotation, biological process: cell surface receptor signaling pathway. The transcript is spliced from 10 exons. Lineage: Eukaryota; Metazoa; Chordata; Actinopteri; Characiformes; Serrasalmidae. Gene Ontology annotation, molecular function: transmembrane signaling receptor activity. The record is from RefSeq and is a predicted model, not a curated record.